Ricinus communis (castor bean) is the source of this 683-nucleotide messenger RNA. RefSeq names its product proteinase inhibitor type-2. Gene Ontology annotation, molecular function: serine-type endopeptidase inhibitor activity. The transcript has 2 exons. The coding region runs from base 197 to 424 and encodes 75 amino acids. NCBI's taxonomy places the organism in Eukaryota, Viridiplantae, Streptophyta, Magnoliopsida, Malpighiales, Euphorbiaceae. The record is from RefSeq and is a predicted model, not a curated record.
ACCCAAAGUUGGACACUUUGAAGUUGAAUUUGACAGCAUUAUUUUUAGUCAAUUGUCGUUGCAGCACUUGGUCUUGUAAUUGACAUAAAAGAUUAAAAAUGGAGCAAAUUGGAAUGUCAAACUUCUCUUCAACAUCUUAUAUAUGAGUGCUCUCAGAGAUCUGCAAGUUAACCCCCCAUUUUAUUAGUGGCAAACCAUGGCUACUUACAAAGUUGCUCUUGCUCUUCUCCUCCUAUAUGGUGCUAUUUCACUACAGGCCACUUCAGGGAAAGCUUGCCCUCUUUAUUGCUUGGACGUAGAGUACAUGACUUGCCAAUCUUCAGGAGAUGAGAAGCUUAAUCCCAGUUGCAACUGCUGCUUAGCUCCCAAGAAUUGUACCCUUCACCUUUCUGAUGGCACUUCACUGUUCUGUAAGCCAAAUUGAGAUCAGGGACCACAUGUGUCUUGCUUUCCUUCUUGAUCAGGAUAUCGUAUCCUGCUUUUGAAGAAAAUAAAAGUUAUAAAAGUUGGCUUUAACAAAAUUAUCUUUAGUCAGUUAUCAGAAAACUUAAACUUACAUUCUAUCUGUUGGGUCUGUAAUUGAUAUAAACAUUAUAAACAUAGCAAAGAUGAAGGUCAAAACUUGUCUUACAACAUAAUACAGAAGGGUAUACUUUCAGAUAUCUGCAGAAUUACUAUCUCAA